Messenger RNA from Protopterus annectens (West African lungfish), 1211 nucleotides. RefSeq names its product trace amine-associated receptor 7a-like. NCBI's taxonomy places the organism in Eukaryota, Metazoa, Chordata, Ceratodontiformes, Protopteridae. The coding region runs from base 68 to 1096 and encodes 342 amino acids. Gene Ontology annotation, biological process: G protein-coupled receptor signaling pathway. The record is from RefSeq and is a predicted model, not a curated record. Gene Ontology annotation, cellular component: membrane. Gene Ontology annotation, molecular function: trace-amine receptor activity. The transcript has a single exon.
UUUGGCACUUUGACGAUUCUUCCUAGCUGCAUCAGUUCAUAGACCAUGUUGAAGACUAUUUGGUGUUAUGGAUUCAUCUUAUAUAAAAAUGGAAAUAUUAGAACAAUGUUUUGAAAAUAUCAAUGGCUCUUGCUCAAGAACCCCACGUCGAUUUGCUGAACAGACUGCACUUUAUAUCACAUUGAUAUUAGGUGAUGCUCUCUGCAUCAGUGGAAACUUAAUGGUUAUCAUCUCAAUUUCUUACUUUAAACAGCUCCAUUCUCCUACGCAUUUCCUGGUACUGUCAUUAGCCUUUGCUGACUUUCUAAUUGGUGUUUUAGUACUCCCAUUUAGUAUCAUUAGAGCAGUUGAAUCCUGCUGGUAUUUUGGAGACACAUUUUGCUUGUUUCACAGUUCUGUGGAUGCAGCAUGCUCUUUGUCAUCUAUUUUUCAUCUUUGUUUUAUUUCCAUAGAACGUUACUUUGCAGUUAGUAACCCUUUGACUUACCACUUAAAAUUCACUACUUCAGUUUUAAACUUGCUAAUAUGUUUAGGUUGGCUCCUACCUAUUACUUAUGCAUUGGCAAUGCCAUACUCAAACACCUAUGCUGAUGAGCUUCAAGAUUUUAUGGCAGUUCUUCCAUGCAAAGGAAGUUGUCAGAUGCAGUUUAAUAACUUAUGGGCUGUAAUAAACUUGCUGAUUUAUUUAAUUCCAUUUUCUUUAAUGAUAGGGAUGUACACAAACGUUUUUAUCAUUGCAAGAAGGCAAGCUAGAUUGAUAGAGAGUAUAGCAGGAAAAACAGCCACAGUGAAAGAAUACAGCAGCGAAGUAGCAAAAAGAGAGAGAAAGGCUGCAAAAACAUUAGGUAUAGCAGUUGGUGCAUUUACAAUAUGUUGGAUGCCACUUAUGCUAGAUGUGACGGUGGAUACUAUUUUUAAUGUUACAACACCACUGACUGUAUAUCAAACCUUUUUCUGGAUUGCUUAUUUCAACUCAUCUUUGAAUCCAUUAAUCUAUGCUUUCUUUUUUCCCUGGUUUCGUGAAACGGUCAAACUUAUUGUUACCUGCAAGAUAAUAAGAUUUGAUUACUCAGACAGAAAUCUGUUUAAUGAAUAAUUUGCUGUCUUGUUCUAAAAUUGCUUCUUGUAAUAAGAUAAUGUUGUUCUUCACAUCAGUACAUGCUUCAGUAGACUGAAUGUCUUAUUGAGAUUUCAAGCAUCCAUUUUCUUUA